UUCCCACGCCCCAGUGCGCUGUGGGAUAGUGGCACUAUAAAGUAUAUCCUCUCUCCGAGAAAGAUAAGAAGCCCGAGACAGGAGGGGAUGAAGAUGGCGGACGCCAAGCAAAAAAGGAACGAACAGUUGAAACGGUGGUUAGGGUCGGAGACAGACAUCGAGCCUCCUAUUCUGAAAAAGAAGAAGACGAAGGUGAAGUUCGACGAUGGCGCCGUGUUUUUGGCUGCCUGCUCAAGCGGCGAUACCGAGGAGGUGCUCCGAAUGAUUGACCGGGGUGCUGACAUCAACUACGCCAAUGUAGACGGUCUGACUGCCCUCCACCAGGCGUGCAUAGAUGACAAUGUGGACAUGGUGACGUUCCUGGUGGAGCAUGGGGCUGCCAUCAACCAGCCCGACAAUGAGGGCUGGAUCCCCCUCCAUGCUGCAGCCUCCUGUGGAUACAUGGACAUAGCAGAGUAUCUGAUUGGCCAGGGAGCCAGCGUGGGGGUGGUGAACAGUGAGGGGGAGACACCACUGGACAUCGCUGAGGAGGAGGCCAUGGAGGAGCUCCUGAAGAAUGAGAUCAACCGACAAGGCGUGGACAUCGAGGCGGCCAGGAAGGAGGAGGAGCGGAUCAUGCUGAGGGACGCCCGGCAGUGGCUCAACAGCGGAACCAUCAACGACGUCCGACACGCCAAGUCCGGGGGGACCGCACUCCACGUCGCCGCCGCCAAGGGAUACGCUGAGGUUUUAAAGCUUUUAAUCCAAGCAGGGUAUGAUGUAAAUAUUAAAGACUUUGACGGCUGGACCCCGCUCCACGCCGCUUCACAUUGGGGCAAAGAGGAGGCCUGCAAGAUACUGGUUGAGAACCUGUGUGACAUGGACCUUAUCAAUAAAGUGGGUCAGACAUCUUUUGAUGUUGCAGAUGAAGAUGUCCUUGGCUACUUAGAGGAAUUACAGAAGAAGCAGAAUCUGCUCAAUAGUGAAAAGAAGGAUGUUAAGAAGUCUCCCUUGAUAGAAACGACGACCACUGGGGACAACAAUCAAAAUCUAAAAUCCAUUAAGAGCAAAGAGACCCUCCUCCUGGAGCCCGAGAAGCCCGCCCUGCGCAUCGAGACCCUGGAACCGGAGAAGGUGGACGAGGAAGAGGAGGGCAAGAAGGACCAGGAGUCCAGCUGCUCCAGCGAGGAGGAAGAGGAGGAAGACUCAGAGUCUGAGACUGAAGCCGACAAGAGCAAGACGCCUGUCCCUGUGAGCAACAGUAACGGCACUACUGUGGUGCCAGCGCCGACCAGCGUUACGGUGUCCUCCACCUCCCCAACCAGCCCCACUAACCAGGUGACUCUCACCUCGCCUGUCAAGAAGUCUGAUUAUAUUACUGCCCUCAUGCCUGUGGCGGAGCCAAGCUGUCCUGCAUUGUGGCGUCAAGGCUUGCGCAAAACUGGCAUUUCUCUUGUGCCCAAAAAACCCAUGGUGGCCCAGCAGGUGUCCCCUGCUGGUAAGGUCUCUCCUAAAGAGGUCUCCCCUAAAGAUAAACAGGAGGAUGAUAAGACUAAGAAAUCGGACGAGUCCCCGGCAUCGUGGCGCCUGGGCCUGAGGAAGACCGGCAGCUACGGGGCGCUGGCAGAGAUCACGGCCACUAAGGAGGCCCAGAAGGAGAAGGACACGGCCGGGGUGAUGCGCUCGGCCUCCAGCCCCCGCCUCUCCUCCUCCCUGGACAACAAGGACAAAGAGAAGGAAAAAGACAAAGGAACCAGACUUGCCUACGUUGCCCCCACCAUCCCCAGGAGGCUGGCCAGCACAUCAGACAUUGACGAGAAGGAGAACAGGGACUCUGCUGCUAGUCUGGUACGUAGCGGCUCCUACACCAGGAGACGCUGGGACGAUGAGCUGAAGAACAGUGAAGGAAGUGCUUCCACCACCCGAACAACACCCAGCUAUCAGCGCAGCACGUCCCACACGCUAACGCUAGGGCGGAGCGGCAGCACGCGGGACGUGCCAGCCAAGUCCUCGUCUGCCUCCAGCUUGGACCCUAUCACCUGUAACACUAAACCCUGGCAGUCACCCGCCUCCCACUACCAGUCUUACAGCAUUUACCGCAGUGGUUCCUUUGGCAGGAGGCACGAAGACCUGGGUUCGACCACCUCUUCCUCCACUAGCACCACCACCACCUCGUCUGUUACCUCGCCCACCGGCCACCGUGACCGCAGUCUGCUCUCCAGCCUGGGUUCCUCCACCCGCACCGGAUCCUCCAGCCUCACCAGCAGGUACUGGGCAGAGGAGAGUGCGGAGAGGGAAAAGGAGCGGGAGAAGGAGUCUGCUGCAGUCAUCCCUACGAUUAACACUGGUUCUACCACCACCACCACGUCCACUACUGGCACUAUCAUUGGCUCUGACGGCAGGGAGAGACGCAGGUCCGACAUGCGCACAUCGUACCUCACGCCUGUCCGGGAUGAAGAGUCGGAGUCCCAGAGGAAAGCCCGCUCCAGACAGGCUAGACAGUCCAGACGGUCUACCCAGGGUGUGACUCUGACUGACCUCCAAGAGGCAGAGAAGACCAUCGGCAGGAGCCGCCCCAUACGGACCCGGGACGAGGAGAAGGAAGAGAAGGAGAAACAAGACAAGGAGAAGCAGGAGGAGAAGAAGGAGACUGGUGAAACCAAGGAGGAUGACUACCGGUCGAGGUACCGCAGCUUCGAAGAGACUUACCAGCGUUACCGUCCCUCCGCCACCUCGACCACCACCCUGAGCACGGCCUCCACCCCGUCCUCCACUUCCUCCAGCUCCCUCAACAGGCCCAACAGCCUGACCGGCAUCACCUCCAGCUCCCUCAACAGGCCCAACAGCCUGACCGGCAUCACCUCCUCUUACAGCCGCUCCUCCAGGGACACUGAGAAAGAAUCAGACAAGAAGCAGCAGGAGGAGGAGAAGGAGGGAGAGGAUAAGUCCCAGCCCCGCUCCAUACGGGAUCGCCGGCGGCCCCGUGAGAAGAGACGCUCCACCGGGGUGUCUUUCUGGACCCAAGAUGGGAGUGAUGACAAUGACCCAGACCAGUCGGCGGACUCAGAGGAAGGCAGCAUCAAGGGUGAACCUCAGAGCGACCGACUGUCCAGGAAUGAGAGCAGCACUUCCUCUUCUGACCGCUAUGACCACUUGGGUAGCCGUGGCUACGGCGAGGGUCGCAGGUCAUUCUCAAGCAGGCUGGACCGAGACGAUAGCACUGACUACAAGAAGCUUUAUGAGCAGAUCCUAGCUGAGAAUGAGAAGCUGAAAGCCCAGUUACGUGACACAGACCUGCAGCUGAAUGACUUGAAGCUACAGCUGGAGAAAGCCACGCAGAGGCAGGAGCGCUUUGCUGACCGGUCGCAGCUUGAGAUGGAGAAAAGGGUUACAAGCAGGCCCCAAUUUCAGCUGGGUGGAAAGAAGAGCUCUAGAAAGGAAGAUCUCUGAUAUGGAGGAGGAACUUAAGACGCUACCAGACUUGAAAGCAGACAACCAGAGACUAAAGGACGAGAAUGGAGCUCUUAUUCGAGUCAUUAGCAAGCUUUCCAAGUAGAACAGACCCUCCUGUGCCCGCCCACUCCUCCAUGGCAGUGACUAAUGGACUUGCAACUUUUAGGUAUUAAUUGCAAGACAUCAGCAGCGAGAAGUCUCCUUCUCCCCUCAGCCCUUCUGUCCCUCCUCUCCCACCACCACAGCAUCCUCCAUGUCCUCCCUCUCUCCAUUAGGUUAUUCUCCACUUCAACCUGUGGCUGCUCUCCAGAUAGAACCACUGAGUUUACAUCAGCAAAGGAUAGGGUUGUGAACGGCAUGUAAAAGCAUUUGCGGGCGGGGAAGCCUCAACUAUUUAACCAAUAAGCCUUAGUUGUACAUAAAACACUUCUAUCGAUCUCUUGGCUGUCACAGAAGGACAGUUAUUUCACACCUGAUUUUAUUUGUGCCACAAACUCUUAUUUGAUCUUUUUGUUUCCAUUUCCUGUUUAUUCCUCGACCCACAUACAAGGGUUGUGUGAUGUGUAGUUGUCCUGUUCUUUCUGACCCCCCUCUCCCCCAGAGGUCCUCUGGGGGAGAGGGGUUCAGGCUCUGUCUCACAGCAGAAGACUUCCCAGUGGUACCUCCCGUCUUAGUGCGUGCAACCUCCCCCUCCCCCGACACACACCACACAAGCACACGCGCACACACCUCUAUCCACGCCACUCACCCCCUUUCCAUUUCUGUACCUUUGUGUGUCUCCCUCAGAGGUAAAUGGAAUUAUCGCUUUACAGAACAGGUGGACUUGGUGGAAUUUAAGCUUUCACUGUAUGUGCAAUAUGCAUUUAUUUCUAAUAAAAAUGCUUUAAUGAUGAGUCCAUCACUAGUAGGAUUUUCACUCCUCUUCCAUCUUUCCAUCGCUCACCCCUUUCACCGACCCUCUCCCCCCCUCUUUUCUUUAAGGUUGUAGUGUAGUCGUUGGUUUAUACUCUAUUUCUCACUUCGUUUUAGCAGGUACUGAGUGAUGCUGUAUAUACCUGUAUGUAUCGUUUGAGACCAGCACAUGGCAUGCAUUUAUGAUUCCCGUCUGUUACUAUUAAAAAUAUACAAACUCCAGAGGACAAAAAAAGUGUGUUUUUAACUAUUUUCUUCAUUUAUAGUCUAAAGACAUUGGAUUACAAAAGGGCCUCUCUCUUAAAGGGAAUGGCUGGCAGUGUUCAGUGCUUCUUCUUUACAGUUUUAAGUGUUCAAGGUAAUUGUGAGAUACAAAUAAUAUAAUUGCUUCACUACAUUUCACACAUUGUAUUCAGUAACUUUGGACGAGUGCUGUUCAUUUCUUUUUUUUUUCAGUUUUUAAAGCCGUAGUAUUAGCCAAGGUGUUGUCACUAAAAGAUCUUAGGUAUUGCUAACCCAGUCCUUUUUACAAUGUCUACAUGCACUGUCAAUGCCAUGUGAGGAGUAUUUGAUGUCAGCCACCAUCAAAUAAAGUCCCUGCAUCAAACCCAUUUUAUGCAUUUCGGUGGCCUUUUUAAGGAUACUGUAGCAAAGAAAACAAGUUGCUUGUAGUUGGACUGUUGGCCGUCUCCUCUUUUGGUUUACAUUUUUGCUGUUUUUCCUUUUUAAAUUUCCCAUCUUGUAAAAUAGGCGUGUGGCUUCAUACAUGCGAGCUGUGCUGUGACUACCAACCACUGAAGAGUUCAUUAAAAAUAAACUUGUACAUUGUAAA
Salmo salar (Atlantic salmon) is the source of this 5176-nucleotide messenger RNA. NCBI's taxonomy places the organism in Eukaryota, Metazoa, Chordata, Actinopteri, Salmoniformes, Salmonidae. The record is from RefSeq and is a predicted model, not a curated record.